Molecule: messenger RNA, 7182 nt
Organism: Rana temporaria (common frog)
Lineage: Eukaryota; Metazoa; Chordata; Amphibia; Anura; Ranidae
Gene: ARFGEF2
Product: ADP ribosylation factor guanine nucleotide exchange factor 2
Exons: 40
Coding region: 90-5963 (1957 amino acids)
Biological process (GO): regulation of ARF protein signal transduction
Molecular function (GO): guanyl-nucleotide exchange factor activity
Source: RefSeq, a predicted model, not a curated record
GGGAGACCUUUGGUUUGCCAGCAUGGAAGUGGGCGUGGCGCGCCGGGGUCAUGUGAUGGAGCGGAAGAUGGCGGCGCUGUGCUGAGGUGAUGGUGGGGAUGCAAGAGGCGGGGGAGACCAAAAGUAUGUUCAUCUGCCGGGCGCUGGAGAGGAUCCUCACCGACCGGGAGCUCCGCAAGACCCAGCACGGGCAGCUCAGGAGAGCCUGCGAGGUGGCCCGGGAUGAAAUCAGGACUGAGCUGGAAGCAGAGAAACAUGGAUCAGAACCGCUGUCCAAACCAAAAUUCAUUGAGGCCGACAAGUAUUUCCUCCCAUUUGAGCUGGCUUGUCAGACAAAGGCCCCCCGCAUUGUCAGCACCUCCCUGGACUGCUUGCAGAAAUUGAUUGCAUAUGGGCACAUCACCGGAAAUGCUCCGGAUAAAGGCAUCGCGGGGAAACGACUCAUCGACCGCAUAGUGGACACCAUCUGUAACUGUUUCCAGGGCCCCCAGACAGAUGAGGGUGUACAACUUCAGAUCAUAAAGGCUCUGCUGACGGUCGUCACCUCCCCGUAUGUGGAGAUCCAUGAGGCCACCAUUCUCCAGACUGUUAGGACCUGUUACAACAUUUAUCUGGCCAGCAAAAACUUGGUGAAUCAGACUACCGCCAAAGCUACACUGACCCAGAUGCUGAACGUCAUCUUCGCCCGUAUGGAAAUGCAGUCCCAAGAGUUCCAGGAUCAUGAAAAGCAACAACUGAAGCUGUAUUCUCCUGCGUCUCAGAAAAUUGCUGGUUCUCCACAAGUUACACCCAGAUUACACAGAGGCCAGCUUAGUGGAUCCCCUAUACCCAACAAACAGGAUGUCACAAAUGGUGUUCAGAACCAAGAAGAGGUUUCACAAGUAGAUGGCAGGACAAGUGGGGAGACACCCCCUGUAGUGUCAGGACUGGAGAAUAUGACUGCUCCUGUAGAGGAGAUACCAUCUCAACAGCAAGGGCUGCAGGAGGCUCCAUCUCCUCACGGUGGGCAGCAGCAGCAGCAGGAGGCUCCAUCUCCUCACGGUGGGCAGCAGCAGCAGCAGGAGGCUCCAUCUCCUCACGGUGGGCAGCAGCAGGAGGCUCCAUCUCCUCACGGUGGGCAGCAGCAGGAGGCUCCAUCUCCUCACGGUGGGCAGCAGCAGCAGCAGGAGGCUCCAUCUCCUCACGGUGGGCAGCAGCAGCAGCAGGAGGCUCCAUCUCCUCACGGUGGGCAGCAGCAGGAGGCUCCAUCUCCUCACGGUGGGCAGCAGCAGCAGGAGGCUCCAUCUCCUCACGGUGGGCAGCAGCAGCAGCAGGAGGCUCCAUCUCCUCACGGUGGGCAGCAGCAGCAGGAGGCGCCAUCUCCUCACGGUGGGCAGCAGGAGGCGCCAUCUCCUCACGGUGGGCAGCAGGAGGCGCCAUCUCCUCACGGUGGGCAGCAGGAGGCGCCAUCUCCUCACGGUGGGCAGCAGGAGGCGCCAUCUCCUCGCGGUGGGCUGGUCCCACAGAGUCCAGAAUCCUAUACUCAAGACGUGAAAGUACCAAUCAGUGUUCCGGGUGAGCCAGAAGUUGCUGGCUUUUCUCCCCCUGACAGUGUUCAGACCAAUGGGAUCGCAGACGACAGACAGUCGGUGUCUUCUACAGAUAAUCUGGAAUUGGACUCCCUACCCGGCCAGCAUGCUGGUGCUAAAUUUAGCCACAUUCUCCAGAAAGAUGCUUUCUUGGUGUUCCGUUCACUCUGCAAGCUGUCCAUGAAACCCCUGGGAGACGGUCCCCCGGACCCCAAAUCUCAUGAACUCCGCUCCAAGGUCAUCUCCCUGCAGCUCCUCUUGUCAGUAUUGCAGAGUGCCGGCCCCGUCUUCAGGACCCAUGAAAUGUUCAUCAAUGCCAUUAAGCAAUAUCUUUGUGUAGCCUUAUCCAAGAAUGGUGUGUCUGGCGUGCCUGACGUCUUUGAGCUGUCCCUGGCCAUAUUCCUGAGCCUCCUCUCCAACUUCAAAAUGCACUUAAAAAUGCAGGUGGAGGUGUUUUUUAAAGAAAUCUUUUUAAAUAUAUUGGAGACCUCAUCAAGUUCCUUUGAGCACAAGUGGAUGGUGAUCCAGACGCUGACCAGGAUCUGUGCAGAUGCGCAGUGUGUGGUGGACAUCUAUGUGAAUUAUGACUGUGACCUCAAUGCUGCUAAUAUUUUUGAACGACUUGUAAACGACUUGUCCAAAAUUGCUCAGGGAAGAAGUGGCCAUGAGCUGGGGAUGAGCCCCCUGCAGGAGAUCAGCCUGAGGAAGAAAGGCCUGGAGUGUCUGGUCUCCAUAUUAAAGUGUAUGGUGGAAUGGAGCAAAGAUAUUUACAUCAACCCCAACCACCAAACUACCCCCGGUCCAGAGAAACCCUGCGAUCCUGAGACCAGUGAAAAUAAAACACCGGAAAUAUUGGGCCGCAGAAGCAGUGCCAGCUCAGUGGAUUCCUCGGUGUCUUCAUUGAUUGGAAGCGCGGGCUCUCAGACCUCCGUCCCAGAUUACCCGGAACAGUUUGAGGUCAUCAAACAGCAGAAGGAAAUCAUUGAGCACGGCAUUGAACUGUUUAAUCGGAAGCCAAAAAGAGGGAUUCAGUAUCUGCAGGAGCAGGGAAUGCUGGGAAAUGCACCUCCAGACAUUGCUCAGUUUUUUCACCAAGAGGACCGGCUGGAUUUUACUAUGAUCGGAGAAUUCCUGGGAGAAAACAAUCGCUUUAAUAGAGAGGUGAUGUACACCUAUGUGGACCAGAUGGAUUUCCAUGACAAGAACUUUAUCUCCGCGCUGCGACUUUUCCUGCAAGGAUUCCGAUUACCUGGAGAAGCCCAGAAAAUUGAUCGGCUGAUGGAGAAAUUUGCGGCGAGAUACUUGGAAUGUAACCAGAGACAGACGUUGUUUGCCAGUGCCGACACCGCAUAUGUCCUGGCCUACUCCAUCAUCAUGCUCACCACAGAUCUUCACAAUCCUCAGGUGAAAAAUAAAAUGACGAAAGAACAAUAUAUAAAAAUGAACUGCGGUAUUAAUGACAGCAAAGACCUGCCUGAGGAGUACUUGUCCUCCAUCUAUGAUGAGAUCGAAGGCAAGAAGAUUGCCAUGAAGGAAACGAAGGAGCACACCAUCGCCAACAAGUCUACAAAACCAGGUGUUCCCAGUGAGAAGGAACGUCGCUUGUUGUACAAUGUGGAGAUGGAGCAGAUGGCCAAAACAGCCAAGGCGCUGAUGGAAGCCAUUUGUCAAGAGAAAGCCCCGUUCACCAGCGCCACGCACCUGGAGCACGUCAGACCUAUGUUCAAAUUGGUAUGGACUCCGCUGCUGGCUGCCUUCAGCAUUGGCCUCCAGGACUGCGAUGAUAAUGAAGUUGCUUAUCUUUGUUUGGAGGGGAUCCGCUGCGCCAUUCGGAUCUCGUGUAUCUUCAGCAUGCAGCUGGAACGAGAUGCGUAUGUCCAGGCUCUGGCUCGCUUCUCCCUGCUGACCGCCAGCUCAAGCAUCACCGAGAUGAAGCAGAAGAAUAUCGACACCAUCAAGACGCUGAUCACUGUGGCUCACACCGAUGGCAAUUACUUGGGCAAUUCCUGGCAUGAGAUCCUGAAGUGCAUCAGCCAGUUGGAGCUCGCCCAGCUCAUUGGGACGGGGGUUAAGACACGCUACAUCUCCGGAACUGGGCGAGAUCGUGAAGGAAUUAAGAGCUUCACAUCUGGAGGGGAGGAGUUUAUGGGCAUCGGAAUUGGCACUUUAGUUGGCAGCACAGCGGACAGGAAGCAGAUCGCCAGUAUCCAGGAGUCUGUUGGAGAGACCAGCUCACAGAGUGUGGUUGUGGCCGUCGACAGAAUAUUUACUGGAUCAACGCGAUUGGAUGGAAAGGCCAUAGUUGACUUUGUGCGCUGGCUGUGUGUGGUCUCCAUGGAUGAGCUCGCCUCCAUCCAUCAUCCUCGCAUGUUCAGCCUGCAGAAGAUCGUGGAGAUCUCCUACUACAACAUGGACCGAAUCCGGCUUCAGUGGUCCAGGAUCUGGCAAGUGAUUGGUGAUCACUUCAAUAAGGUCGGCUGUAAUCCGAAUGAAGACGUGGCCAUCUUUGCUAUCGACUCCCUACGUCAGCUGUCUAUGAAGUUUCUUGAAAAAGAUGAACUGGCCAAUUUUCGCUUCCAGAAGGAUUUCUUGAGACCGUUUGAGCACAUUAUGAAGAAGAACAGGUCUCCAACCAUCCGGGACAUGGUCAUCCGCUGCAUCUCCCAGAUUGUCAACAUGCAGGCUGCAAAUAUCCGUUCCGGGUGGAAGAACAUCUUUGCUUUAUUCUAUCAGGCCGCCUCUGACACAAACGGAAACAUUGUGGAGCUGACUUUCCAGUCUGUGGGUCAUAUUGUCACCAAUGUGUUCCAGCAUCACUUCCCAGCCGCCAUUGAUUCUUUCCAAGACGCCAUAAAAUGUCUCUCAGAGUUUGCAUGUAAUGCUGCCUUUCCAGACACCAGCAUGGAGGCCAUCCGCCUCAUCCGACACUGUGCAAAGUAUGUCUCUGAAAAGCCUCAGGCACUGAGGGAGUACACCAGCGAUGACAUGAAUGUGGCCCCUGGGGACCGUGUCUGGGUCCGUGGCUGGUUUCCCAUUUUGUUUGAGCUUUCCUGCAUCAUCAACCGCUGUAAACUUGAUGUUCGAACAAGAGGCCUGACGGUGAUGUUUGAAAUUAUGAAGAGUUACGGUCAUACCUUUGAGAAUCACUGGUGGCAUGACCUCUUCCGAAUCGUCUUCCGAAUAUUUGACAAUAUGAAGCUCCCGGAGCAGCAGACGGAGAAGUCCGAAUGGAUGAUGACGACCUGUAACCACGCCCUUUACGCAAUCUGUGAUGUCUUCACGCAGUUCUAUGAAGACCUCAAUGGCAUUCUCCUUUCUGACAUCUUUGCCCAGUUACACUGGUGUGUUAAGCAAGACAACGAGCAGCUGGCCCGAUCCGGCACCAACUGUCUGGAAAAUCUGGUGAUCCUGAACGGAACCAAGUUCAGUCCUGAGGUUUGGGACCAAACGUGUAACUGUAUGCUGGACAUCUUCAAGACCACCAUCCCCAGCGUGCUCUUGGCAUGGAGACCAUCCGGGAUGGAAGACGAUUCUUCAGACAGGCGUUAUCAGGAUCUGGAUAUCGAUCACCAGUCAAUGAGCAGCAUGGAGAGGAAUCCAUCGGAGAGGGCACAGAGUCAGGUCUCUGAGGAGAACUGGAAGGGGAAGAGCAGUGAGAGGCUGGCUGAUCAGAAGCUGUUUGCUGGUCUCCUCAUCAAAUGUGUCGUGCAGCUGGAAUUGAUUCAGACCAUUGAUAAUAUCGUCUUCUUCCCUGCUACCAGCAAGAAAGAGGAUGCUGAACACUUGGCUGCAGCGCAGAGGGAUGCCCUGGACGAAGAGAUUCACAUUGAAUCGGAAGAUCAGGGAAUGUACAAGUUCAUGUCAACUCCGCAUCUCUUUAAACUUCUAGACUGUUUGCAGGAGUCGCAUUCUUUCGCCAAAGCAUUCAAUUCCAACAACGAGCAGAGGACGGCGCUGUGGAGAGCAGGCUUCAAGGGGAAAUCCAAACCCAACCUACUGAAGCAGGAGACCAGCAGCCUGGCCUGUUGUCUGCGGAUUCUAUUCCGGAUGUAUACAGACCCGCAGAGGCAAGACUCCGGGGAUGUGAUAGAGCAACGACUCUUAACCGUGUGUAGCGAGGCCCUCGCCUAUUUUAUCACUGUAAAUUCAGAAAGUCAUCGAGAGGCCUGGACCAAUCUACUGAUGUUACUUCUUACCAAAACCCUGAAAGUUACAGACGUGAAGUUUAAGGCACACGCCUCCAAGUAUUACCCCCAGCUGUGUGAGAUCAUGCAGUUUGAUCUGAUCCCCGAGCUGCGUGCCGUGCUGAGGAGGUUCUUCCUGCGGAUUGGGGUCGUCUUUAAGAUCUGGAGCCCAGAAGAGGAGCCACAGGUGAACAGCAUGAGUCGGUUAUGAUUGGUGCUGCUGCUGGGACAGUUAUGGUGGAUGGACAGUACGGUGGCGAGUGCUGCUUUGAAGACUGAUUCCUCUGUGUAUUAGUCAGACGACCGGCCUACCUUUUUUUCAUCCAGUAUUACCCGCCAUGUCUGCCCCCAGCCCGGACUGUGGGCAACAGAAGUCAACCCGUCCCCCUCGUGGAACGUAGGUUUUAGGAACUUGUUAAAGCGUCUCUUAUGUUCUCCGCAGUGUUCAUACUCGUUCUAGUUCUUAGUUGGAUGGAGAUAAAUCUAUAAUUUUAUUUUUUCUACUUGGGGGUAAAGCUUUUCAUAAUCUGAUUUUACUCUUUUAUUUAUUGGUCACCCCCCAUGAUGACCUUGCCGUGGUACCAGAUGAGGAUUUGGGGUUUGUAAUGUUAGAUAUUUAUUGGUAAACGUCUACAACACUGUCAUCAUGUGUAUAGGUCGAAGGUCAGGUUUAUAGGGGGGUCCUACUGGGUUCAGCAAUUGUGUACCCUGCUGGGUGUAACUGAGACGUUGGCUACGCAGUGCGCCUCCUGUGCACACAGCUCAGAGGCACAUCGGCAUUACCCAGGCCUGGUUCACAUUGGGGCAAUCCUAUUAAUUUCUGUAAUGAGAGGUCAGAUCUGAUAAUGGCUCUAGGUUUCUCAAAAAAUGGGUCAUUCCUGGCAAUGCAAUCUAUCCCUCGUGAGCCCGGAGGGUAUAACCAGUGUGCAUAUACUCCAAAAUUAAUUCCCAGCAAUCAAAUGCCUAUAUACAGCCAUCAAUCCCCUGAACUGGAGCAGUGUCCAGCUAGAAAUUUCAUAGCAGCUCUAAUACUGUACCUGCUAAUGUGUAUACUGAUCCAGUAGAAUACUUUUCCCAUUAAUGGGGGAGCCCCCCCAUUCCUGCAUUAAAUGUAUGGGUUUGCACACCUGCUGUGCCCAUUAUGAGGGGUUCCCACCCUCCCUGCACUAAGUUCCUGGGUCUACAAACUGGCUGUGCCCAUUUAUAGGGGUUCCCACCAUCCCUGCACUAAGUUUCUGGGUUUACAAACUGGCUGUGCCCUUUUAUAGGGGUUCCCACCAUCUCUGCACUAAGUUUCUGGGUUUACAAACUGGCUGUGCCCAUUCAUUCAUAGGGGUUCCCACCAUCCCUGCACUAAGUUUCUGGGUCUAACAACUGGCUGUGCCCAUUCAUAGGGGCUCCCACCAUCCCUGCACUAAGUUUCUGGGUCU